GCAUUUACAGUGUGUAUUGCAUUUUACAUUUUGUUACCAUUAUUUAAAUAUUCCACCUAUGCCAUUCUGUGUUUGAUAUUGAAUCGAAACAUUUGUACAUGAUUUUGAUGUAAACCAUCCCCAGUCAGCUACUGUAAGCUAUUGAUUGAGGUCAGUUGUAGUAUCAUCGUGUGAAUGUACUGUGCGUCCUACUUUGAGAAUUGACCUAUUGCGAUGGUAUGAAAGGGGUAAUCUUGGUAAAGAGGUGGCUUUACUCUUUCUUUGUCCACUGUCGUUGACUUCUUAUUAUAGCUCAGUGGUCAUUUUCGAACGUACGCGAAUCCACGUAGCAGGCGGAGUUCUGUUUCCAUGACAAUUACGUCAAUAUUAGUGUCGGGUAACUAAAGGUCAUGCUAAAGACAAGCGCGAGUCACACAGAAGGAAACAGAAUGGCGGAGGUAAACUUAACUGUUGUGCUUUAAAACGGCAAGAUAUUAUCGUAUGGUGAGGCCUCAGUGUCGUUUCGUUUUCGUGGUACUUGGUUUAUUCUAUGCAUGGUCGCGGGAAGGACAGUCUGAGCGGAGCAAAGCCUCGCUAGUAAGCCUGAAGGAGUUUGACUUUACUCAGAAGGAUAGCUCAGCUGGCUAGCAUGUUUGACUUUACUCGGAAGGAUAGCACAGCUGGCUAGCUGAAUAUGCUAAUCUACUAGAUUACUUUUUGACUGUUUUUUGCAAGUCAGUUAGCUAAAUGACGGGCGACUAAAGCCAAGUAGAGAACUGUAGUUCGCUACCUAGUAAUCCAUGUUUACGUUCAAUAUUGUGAAGCUACUUGUCGGCCUUUCUCCAGCGUACUUCUGCCCGUGUUAGCUUGCUAGCUUUGUGCUUGAUUGCACUCUGCAGAGGUUAGCAGCACUAGCGGUAGCUAGCAGUACAAGUUCGUUUCGUUCUUUUAAAAACCACAUAUAUUAAAGUCAAGCAAGCUAGCUUCUCUAUUUUCUAGGAAGCUUGUUCUAAUGCUGAUUGAAUUGAUCAAAUACUAUAACUAGCUUUUUUGUUACCUAAUGUGUCUAACUAGCUUGUUUUUAGAUUUAUGAUGUAGCAGGGCUCUGAAAAAAUAUAAUAAUGCAGAUCAAGAUUUGAAAUGGAAUGUUUUUCACACAACCCAGGUUCUGAGUUAGUUACACCAUUAUUCUGGCAGAUCGUUGAAAUCCAGCGUCAAGUUGUUCGCCAUCUCUGCUGUUUCUAAAAUGACACCGUAUGAGGGAGACAUAGUCAAUGGAAUAACAACAACACUGAAUGUUGUAAUAUAUGGAUAGAUAAACUUGUCAGUAUUGUCUUAUUUGACUUGUUCAUGUUUUCUCACAGUCCUGUAGGGGGCGACCAAGGUCAAAGUUGAAUUCCAAUUUCCUUAGCUGCUAUUAUCAGUGACAUACUGCAUACAGUAGUAUCAUCUUUACAGAUAUGUUCAGUGUGUUGUCAAGAUUGGUUGCCUGGUACUGUAAACAUCCCCGACUGGAAGCUGUGAUGUACAUGUUCUAGCUUUCAGUAGGGUGUUUGCUGCUCCAGGCUUCCUCAGACUCCUAGACUAGUGUUGUUGUUCGUAGAUUUAGGGCUGCAUUCCAGAUCUAGGGCUGCAUUCCAGUCAAAAUUAGCACCUUCUCUUCCUCCCAUCACUUGGAGUAAACCCUCCAGUGAUGAAUGUAUGGCGGAGUGGGUGAGGGAAGAGGUUGCAAGUAAAAGUGGAUCGGGUCCUACCCUAUUAAGGUGCCACCUUCCUCAGGUUUGCAUCUUCAUUUAAAUAACUGAAUGUUAUUGUUUGUUUGUCUGUUUCACAGACAAAAAAAGUGUGUCUGACUCAAGUGAGUGCGCUUUACUUCCAGUUCUACUGCUGUGGGAAUGGAAGUAUCCUAGCUUCUCCGUUCUGAGUGGAGUUACUGUAAACAUCCUACACUCAGCUAUAGCCUGUAUGGAAGGCUGGGGAGAGGGUGUUUACUUUGACUGGCUUGGACAGCUUCAAUCUGCAUGGAUGGGAUUUAAUGGAUCACUCAUGAAGAGAUGGAAACAUUUAUUUUUGUACAAACAGAAGAAGGCUGCAAUUAAUUCUCAUUGGUAGUUUUUAUGAGAAACCUGACCUAUGUAGAAGACGCAAUCAAUGGAUGAUAUUUGGAUGCAUUGUCACUGAUCAAUAAUGACAAUACAGUUUAUUGCAAAAAAUUAAACUUUGCAAAUGUGUAUUGAUUGACUUUCUUUUAUUCCUUGGAAUGUUUAUAAUGUAUAUCACAGUUUAUAGCAUACUAUUAGCCCAACAUUUUUAUGGACCUGGUUGAAAAUGGUAGUGAUUGCUGAAGAAAAUGCACAUUCAUUCACAAAUUGAAAUGUUUUGCCAGUUAACACACCUGUAUUCAAAAUCCAAGUAGGCCACACAUAAUUUUAAGCUUAAUCAUUUCAUCACAUUAUUUACAUAAAUUAGUUUUCUACUGUUAUGGGAACAAAUGUAAUAACCAUUGAGCAUAUAUAUCUUGGCGUGAGUAACCAAUCAUGAUACUGUACACGAUCCCAUUCAAAAUAGAAGAAUAGAGUGGAAACCUUUUACAAAUGUAUCAACGGUAGACUAUGUCUUCUGGUCAUCCCAGCCACAGGGGGAGGGCAUCCCAAACCAGCCUGCUUUUCUCUCCACAGGAAGACUAUCCGCCAUAUUUGUUGUCGCAGAUUCGCCAGAAACCUUCCUCAAAACAAAUAAAAAUACGAUUUUCAAUUACUUAUUCAAUAAGUAAUGUAGAUAUGUACAUUUAUUUAUGUAACUCUUAGGGUAUUACGUUUUAUUUUACAAACAUGGCGACGUCAACUGCAGGUGGGACUUCCUCCAUCUUCAUGUGUAAACUGUGCAACCUGUUCUCUCCACACCGAGCACAGCUCCUCUCCCAUGUGUCUGAGAAGCACCACACAGAGGGGCUCAACCCUGAUGACAUCAUUGUGGCCCUCAUGCCAUUGACAGCUCCACUGGAGAAGGGUGGAGGUGAGCACCUCCUCAAAGCAACCAGGGAUACCAAGGGUGGAGAUAGCCCUGUUAAGAGAAAACGAGGACGUCCUAAGGGCUCAACCAAGAAGAUUGUAGCUGAUGGGCCCAAUGCAGAGACCACUAGCCCCAACCAGAAAAAGCAGAAACAACAGACAGUAGAGGGCCAAUCAGAAUCUGGGCCAGUGGACGAGGAAGAACCAGAGGACGACAAUGCCCUGGACUGCAAGAAGUGCAACCGAGUGUUCGGCAACAGACGACAGAUCAUGAAACACAUCUGCUUGAUAGACCUCAGAGAGGAUGAGGAUCAGGAGGAGGACAAUGACAAAGAGUUUGAGGCUCAACCUGGCGCAGCAGAAAGCAAAGAGGAGGAUAGGGAGAGAAGCUCAAAGAGGCCACGGCCACUCCGCUCUGAGAAGGUUUCCCUUGUGAAGGAGCAGGAACCAGCAGGAGGCACCAAGAACCCCAUCAUCAGUGUGGUUUUGACCGCUCAUGAGGCACUUCCUGGUGCGACAAGGAUCGUGCCGAUCGAGGCCACUCCGGCUGAGCCGGUUGCUACAGCAGACACAGACCCUCAGGAGGCAGGACAGAAGAGAGGAUUUCAGGAAUAUUCCAUACAACAAGCUGCUUAUGAAGUGCCAUUAAAGUCAAACAGAAUAGGCCAGACCCAGUUGAAGAUCUUCACCUGCGAAUACUGCAACAAGGUCUUCAAGUUCCGCCACUCCUUGCAGGCCCAUCUGCGAACCCACACCAACGAGAAGCCCUUCAAGUGCCCACACUGCGACUACGCCAGCGCCAUCAAAGCCAACCUCAGCGUUCACAUGCGCAAGCACACGGGAGAGAAGUUCAGCUGUGAACACUGCUCCUUCCAGUGCCUCAGCAAGGGCCACCUCAAGGUGCACGUGGAGAGAGUUCACCACAAGAUCAAGCAGCACUGUCUCUUCUGCAAGAAGAAGUACUCUGAUGUGAAGAACCUGCUCAAACACAUGAGGGAGAGCCACGACCUAGAGGACAAGAAGGUGAAGGACUCGUACCAUGAGUACAGUCUACAGACCAGAGAAGGCAAGAGGCAGCUCCUCUACGACUGCCAGAUCUGCGACCGCAAGUUCAAGAACGAGCUGGACCGUGACCGCCACAUGAUGGUCCACGGUAGCGAGAGGCCGUUCGGCUGCGAGCUGUGUGACCACGGCUGCACCAAGUUCCAGGCUCUCCAGGCUCACGUCCGUAAGCAUCCCUUCCUCUACGUGUGUGCCGCCUGCCAGCAGAAGUUUGUCAGCUCCGUGCGGCUGAAGGCCCACCUGAAGGAGGCUCACCCAGAGUCAGAGGAGGCGGCUGGGUUCUCAGAGUCCAUCAACAGCAGCUUCUGUCUGCUGGAGCCGGGGGACGACAUCAAGAGAGAGAUGCUGAGGCAGGAUGAGAUCAGAAUGGCUGAGGAGCUAUCUCUACUCAACGCCCAGCAGGAUGAGGAGGAGGCCCUCGCUGGUGACCCUUCAGAGGAGCAGGAGGAGGCCCUCGCUGGUGACCCUUCAGAGGAGCAGGAGGAGGCCCUCGCUGGUGACCCUUCAGAGGAGCAGGAGGAGGCCCUCGCUGGUGACCCUUCAGAGGAGCAGGAGGAGGCCCUCGCUGGUGACCCUUCAGAGGAGCAGGAGGAGGCCCUCGCUGGUGACCCUUCAGAGGAGCAGGAGGAGGCCCUCGCUGGUGACCCUUCAGAGGAGCAGGAGGAGGCCCUCGCUGGUGACCCUUCAGAGGAGCAGGAGGAGGCCCUCGCUGGUGACCCUUCAGAGGAGCAGGAGGAGGCCCUCGCUGGUGACCCUUCAGAGGAGCAGGAGGAGGCCCUCACUGGUGACCCUUCAGAGGAGCAGGAGAAGGCCCUCGGUGAUGAUCCUUCAGAGGAGCAGGAGGAAGGGCUGGGAGAGAGGGAGGAACAGGGAGAGGGGCUGGGGGAUGAGGAGGAACAGGUGGUCCCUGAUCCGGGCCCUGAGGGGCAGACUGUAGAGACAUGUGUGUUGAACCAACCUGUACAAGAGACUGAGACUCUACAAGACAGAACUGAGCCAAUCAGUCCUGAACAAACCCAGACAGCAAGCAAAGGCACGACCCAGGAAGUAAUCAGUGAGGAGAGACUUGAUAAGACACUGGUGGAGGAAGACAAGCCUCAUGGGGAGAAUAACGUCAUUGUGGCUGAACAAGAUACUUUGGUAGAAAGGCCUUCAGGCAAGGAGGAGUCAGUGGGCCACCAGCAGCAUCCAGAAGAAGACAAAAGUUCUUCAUCAACAUCACAAGGUCAUGUUGAGGAGACUCUCCGGUCUUUGGUUCUGAUUCAGGGGGAGGUCAUAGGUCAAACAAACGCUUCAGCUGGCCCACAAGGAGAAGAUGGCACAACGGAGGAGAGGAGCGCUUUCCAACAGAUUCUAGAUAAGUUGCAGAAAAGGCAGCUGAACAUGGUUGUCUUUGACAGAAUCCGAAAAGUAUACGGGGACCUGGAAUGUGAAUACUGUGGAAAGCUCUUCUGGUACCAAGUGCACUACAACAUGCAUGUGCGUACUCACACAAAAGAGCAUCUACAUUACUGUACCCAGUGCAGGUAUUCUUCCAUCACCAAGAACUGUCUGAAGCGACAUCUGAUCCAGAGACACAGUAACAUCCUGCUCCAGUGCCCCAUGGAACACUGUCAGUACUGCACACCUGACAAGUACAAGCUGCAGGCUCACCUCAAAACACACUUUGACAACGAGAAGAAAAGCUUUGCUUGCCCUGUGUGUGAGGAAACGUUCACUGAAGAUAAACUUAAACAUCAUAUCAAGAACUUUCAUCCAGAUACGCCGAUGAACACCAUCUCCGAGACGCUUGGGGUGAGGGUGCAGAUGAAGGGCUUGAUCGGGAAGAGAGCUUCUAAGUGUCCUUACUGUGACAGCUACUUCAUGAGGAAUGGCGCUGAUCUGCAGCAGCACAUCUGGGCUCACCAAGGAGUGAAGCCCUUCAAGUGUUCCCUGUGUGACUACGCCAGCCGCAGUAAGAGCAACCUGAAGGCCCACAUGAGCAGACACACCACGGAGAAGACACACCUGUGUGACAUGUGUGGCAAGAAGUUCAAGUCCAAGGUCACUCUGAAGAGCCACAAGCUGAUGCACACAGAGGACGGUAAGCAGUUCAAAUGUACAGAGUGUGAUUACAGCGCUGCACAGAGACCUCUACUGGUACGACACAUGGAGCAGCACGCCUCUUUCAAGCCCUACCGCUGUGGCCACUGUCACUACUCCUGUAACAUAGCAGGACCCCUGAAGAGACAUUACAGCAAGAAGCACCCCAACCAGGAGUACUGUAACGCAGGGCCUGGACCAGCCACCUCUGAGGCUGUGGAGCAGCAAGGUGGAGUGAAGUGUCCCGUGUGUGACUAUGUGUACGGUACCAAGUGGGAGAUGAACAGACACCUGAAGAACAAGCAUGGCCUCAAAGUGAUUCAGAGUGACGUGCUUGGUCUCAACCAAUGGGAGGUGGUGGAGCAGUCGGUGGAGGAGCCCCUUACCCAGUACCUUCACAUCACUGAGACAGAGGACCCUCAGGGGACCGAAGCUGCCGUGUCGGCCCUCCAGGACCUCAGGUUCACAGAGAACGGGGUGGUGUCGACCACCACAGAAGGGCUGGAUCCCACAGCGGUUAACAUCCUGCAGCAGAUCAUUGAGCUGGGGGCAGAGUCUAAUGAUGCCACAGCAGCCUCCAUGGUAGCCAUGGUCCCUGGCAGAGUGACUGUGGUGGAGCAGGUGACUGAGGAGGAGGAGCAGGGGAGCCACACUGUGAUGAUCCAGGACCCCUUCCAGCAGACAGCCUCCAUGGGGCUGGGUGAGGAGCACCAUCUGGUGGUGUCGUCUGAUGAUGUGGAGGGCAUGGAGACGGUCACCGUGUACACUCAGGGAGAGGACGCCUCCCAGUUCAUUGUCUAUGUCCAAGAGGCUGUGCAGACCGAGGAACAUACUGUGGAAUCUAUCUGAGCAGGACAGAGCGUUGGUGCAGGCAUGGAGGAGCAGUCAACAGUUUCAUCCCGGGUCAUUCAGUAGGUGGAAGACGGGGAGAUGUUACCUGAACUUGUCCAAUUAGAACAUAGAUUUGUAUUGUACCGUUGCUAGACAUUUUUCUACAGUGUGCCCUAUUGAACUCCACCCUGGCUUGCUCUAUGAAACCCACAACCAAUCUCCAAUGGCUUUGAUUGGAAUAACAUAGUGGCUUGAAAUGUAUCAUUUCAUCGCGUAUGCCUUUUCUCUGUGAUUUAGCAUUUCCUUAUGUUAAUUCAACUUAAUACAUCAAAGGCUUUUCUUAGAAAACAAGAUUGGAAUGUACUUUUUAUACAAGUGUAUAAGUAAUUUAGUAAGGGAAUAAAAUGUGGAUAAUUCAAAUAUUCAUGGCGGGAUUCAAUCUGUAACGCUGUCGACAAUGAGCCUUUGAAAGGCUAUGUUACCGCGUUCACAGAGAUCCCAUUCAAGGCAAACGCUGCAGAGGUCAUGUUAAUCGGAAAUGACCUUUUAAAAUGACAAGAGCCUUUUCAGAUUGCAUCUCAGCCUUACUUAGCUUACAACAUAGUUGCAGUUUUGGCAUGAUGUGCCUUUAAUGUUUACAACGGAUCAUUUACAGGACUGGAUUCUUUAUAGGACUAGAUUGUUGAUCAUGCUUUUCUAUACACCCCCCCCAUCCUGUUGACUAAUAUUUCUACACCUAUUGGAAUGGUAGUCAAUGAACAAUUAAAUGGAUCAUGACAAACUCAA
Salvelinus fontinalis (brook trout) is the source of this 7751-nucleotide messenger RNA. RefSeq names its product zinc finger protein ZFAT-like. Gene Ontology annotation, biological process: regulation of transcription by RNA polymerase II. Gene Ontology annotation, cellular component: nucleus. Lineage: Eukaryota; Metazoa; Chordata; Actinopteri; Salmoniformes; Salmonidae. Bases 2811 to 6983 code for a protein of 1390 amino acids. Gene Ontology annotation, molecular function: DNA-binding transcription factor activity; RNA polymerase II cis-regulatory region sequence-specific DNA binding. The record is from RefSeq and is a predicted model, not a curated record. The transcript is spliced from 17 exons.